AUGGCCGCCACCAUAGUCCGCCUCCAAAGACACGACUGCUUCGUCACUAGAUGUGAUGGAUCAACUAAGGAGGAGUUGGAGCAGAGCUGCCCGGGAGUGGUGUCCUGCGCCGAUAUCCUAACGUUCUCGCCAAGGGAUGUGCUUGUAUUAUCCGGAGUGCCACAGUUCGACGUUCCCGGCUGGAGGAGCGACGAGAACGUCUCCCGGGAAGCCGACGUGGGAAAACAUCUUGCAUCGCCGGACAACACGGUGGAUCAAAUAUUUAGAUGGCGGAGCUUUCAAGGCAAAAGGCUAGAUGUGGAGGACCUGGUGGUGCUGUUGGGCGCGCUUUCCAUCAGCGUCGCCCACUGUUCCAAUUUCCGGUACUGGCUAAACGAUCCGGCUAAAGCCAAGGAAGUCGACGUCACGGUGAAGGUCGUCAUGCAUGGGAACUCAUUGCCUGAACGUGAUGAACACAAUCCCAAUUUUAUCAAUGCUAAAAGAUAA
This is a messenger RNA of Ipomoea nil (Japanese morning glory), 486 nucleotides long. Its product is annotated as peroxidase 3-like. Gene Ontology annotation, molecular function: peroxidase activity; heme binding. The record is from RefSeq and is a predicted model, not a curated record. Bases 1 to 486 code for a protein of 161 amino acids. Lineage: Eukaryota; Viridiplantae; Streptophyta; Magnoliopsida; Solanales; Convolvulaceae. Gene Ontology annotation, biological process: response to oxidative stress. Gene Ontology annotation, cellular component: plant-type cell wall; plasmodesma. The transcript is spliced from 2 exons.